This is a messenger RNA of Papilio polytes (common Mormon), 1634 nucleotides long. RefSeq names its product gamma-butyrobetaine dioxygenase. Lineage: Eukaryota; Metazoa; Arthropoda; Insecta; Lepidoptera; Papilionidae. Gene Ontology annotation, biological process: carnitine biosynthetic process. Bases 194 to 1429 code for a protein of 411 amino acids. Gene Ontology annotation, cellular component: mitochondrion. Gene Ontology annotation, molecular function: oxidoreductase activity. The transcript has a single exon. The record is from RefSeq and is a predicted model, not a curated record.
AAAUUCAUAAAUUGAUUCUUCAUCUUAAUUUACUAAACAUUUGAAGAGAUUCUACAUUAUUAUACAAAGACAAGAUGUUCAAUAAUUAAUAAUUUAUCCAAUUGCGUCAUGAGUAGAUUAUAAUUAUAUAAAUACAAAUAAAUGAGCCACUAUCUGCAGAGAGCAGUUCAACGGCUCGCGGAGCGCGGGCAACAUGCUGCUGAUAAGGAGGCUGCGUGACACCGCGCUAACACUCACACGACAAUUAAACAAAACCAGUUUAUCUUUCAAACGCGGAUACAGUUACAGCAUCAAGGACGCAAUCGUACUACAAAUUAAUGGUGAAACAUUGAAAUUUCCCCACAUCUGGCUGAGAGAUAACUGCCAGUGCGAGCAAUGCUUCCAUCCUUCGGCGAAAAGCAGAAUCCUAGAUUGGAGCAAAUUCAACCUUGAUUCGAAACCAACGGAAGUUCAUAAAGACGAGAAUUCCGUGCAAGUAACAUGGGAUGACGGCCAUACAUCGCGUUAUCGCCUCGACUGGCUCAAGUUUCGUAGCUUCACGGAGGAAAACCAACAGCAAUACGAAACGGAGUUGUACAAGCCACCGAAAGUCACAUGGAAAGGUGAAGAUUUUCAAAAAAUUUGCACCAUCAAUGAUUAUAACGAAAUAGUAUCUACCGAUGAAGCUUUGUAUAAAUGGUUAAAAGAUUUAUCCACGUACGGCGUUAGUCUCAUCAGAAAUACUCCUAGCGACGACACCGCGAUCGACGCUAUACUACAACGAGUCGGUUUCCCGAAACAAACGCACUACGGUCUUAAAUUUAUAGUGCAAAACGUCCCUAACACGAGCAACGUCGCCUACCUGUCUAGUAAUUUACAGAUGCAUACCGACCUGCCGUAUUACGGUUACUGCCCAGGAGUUAACUUACUCCAUUGUCUGGUGCAAACAAAUUCAGAUGGAGGAGAGAACACUCUAUCUGACUGCCAUUACAUUGCUAACUACAUGAAAGAACAUCAUCCCGAUCAAUACAAAAUCCUUACCAAUACGGAAGUUGAAUGGAGUGACAUAGGUGUAGAAAACGGAAAUGAAUUCUACAAGCUUUACAGAUCGCCCGUGAUAUGCGUCGAUAAGUGUGAUCAUGUGUGGAGAAUUAACUUCUCAAUACCCCAAAGGGGCAGCCAUUUCCCUGGUCCGAUAGAGUUGGUCAAGCCAUGGUAUGAGGCUUACAGCUUGUUCUUUGAGUUAAAUCGCAAGUUUAGUGCAAGCUUCAAAGUGGAUGCUGGUAGCAUCCUCGUGUUCGACAAUAUUCGGCUAUUGCACGGCCGCAACCAGUACCAAGACAGUGGAGAAAAUGUAAGGAAGUUAAUAGGAGCAUACAUUGAUUGGGAUGAAGUUUACUCCCGCUUAAGAUCACUGAAAGUUAAGUUGGAGAAAAGGAGUUACUAUUAAUAGAAAAAAAAUGUAAUUUAAUUAUUGAUAACAUUACAUCCACAGUAUUUAAAUAGUGAAUCAAGAUUUAGCAGCAAAAUAACAGUGAUCUUUACACCACAUAAUCUACAUAUAUCCCAGUAAAAUGUGCAGGAUAAGUUGCUAUUGAUACUAACAAUAGGUAAAAUAUUGUAUGGCUAUUAAACUACACUAAAUUAAAUGCAUA